GCAGUGACUUGGCGCUAUGAGUUUUUUAAAGGAGCAAAGGGGAAGGUUUAAUGAUUUUAUCGAUGUUGCGCUUGAAAAACUUGAGUUCGCUCUAAAUUUAGUAGAAAUUCCUGAUUGUACAACAAUUAAACAACAAAAAGUUAGGCAAAGGUCUAAAUCAACUCAGACGGACUUUGAAUUUCUUGACUCUCACCUGGUCAUUUCAAAAAUAAAUGAAGUUGGCGUAAAGGAUAUUCCUACUUUACCACCUGAAGCUGAAGUAGAUGCCUGCCGCAUUGAAAGGAAGGCUUCUGAAAAUUUCAAGUACUCUCUCCUGCUAGUCCUUUUCCUUACUUUUCUUAUCUGCCUGGCCUUGACUUGCAGCAAGUUGAAAUACUACAAACUUAUGAAAGAUUUGGAGACUAGUACACGAAAGCAACGAAACAUUAACCAAAUUCGUCAGUAUGAAGGCUACUACAUUCCAGAAAGUUCUAAUGAUAAUCCAGACGUUUCCUUAAAAAUUUCACUUGAACAGCAUAAGGUAUUGACUAAAGAGUUAAAUUUUACAGAUGUACAGAGGAAGCAGCUUUGGAACUAUAUGUGUUCGUUCCAAGCACUAGAGCGUGCUACUCCUUUGAAUGACGACAACCUCAAUCUUCGAGAAGUUUUGGAUGACUUCAACGUUGAAACUGCUUUGUACUUAGUGGGAACCAUUUACGUUCUAUUUACGUUAUACACAAAAUCUAUUAAAUUUCUGCUGGGAAGUAACACCGCUCCUACGCCUUUGGGCGCCCGGACGGCUCGUCUCCUCCCGUUUUUCCGCUCUCUUUUUCUUGUGUUUGCUAUGGCUUACGUCGGCCUGCAAAACUUUAAGGAGCGAAAAGCGAAUUUGUGGGUCUCGUUUGGUACCUUACGUAGAUUAUUUAGUAGGGGAGCGUAAAGGUCUCUGGUUUUCUUAAACCCUUCUUUAACACU
Molecule: messenger RNA, 954 nt
Organism: Zophobas morio
Lineage: Eukaryota; Metazoa; Arthropoda; Insecta; Coleoptera; Tenebrionidae
Exons: 7
Coding region: 17-919 (300 amino acids)
Source: RefSeq, a predicted model, not a curated record